Messenger RNA from Suillus fuscotomentosus, 753 nucleotides. RefSeq lists its product as uncharacterized. Lineage: Eukaryota; Fungi; Basidiomycota; Agaricomycetes; Boletales; Suillaceae. The coding region runs from base 1 to 753 and encodes 250 amino acids. Gene Ontology annotation, molecular function: maleylacetoacetate isomerase activity; glutathione transferase activity. Gene Ontology annotation, biological process: L-phenylalanine catabolic process; glutathione metabolic process. The transcript has 2 exons. The record is from RefSeq and is a predicted model, not a curated record.
AUGUCAUCUCCGAUUAUAUUCUACGACCUCCCUUCGACCCUGGCGCUGAAUGCGUGGUCCCCGAAUACCUGGAAGGCCCGAUAUGCUUUGAACAUCAAGGGUGUUGCGUACAAGACCGAGUGGGUCGAGUACCCUGACAUCGAAGCUCUUGCGAAAAAAAUUGGGGCGCCAGCUACAGGCGCCAAGGCUGAUGGCAGCCCAUUAUACACCCUCCCCAUCAUUAAUGAUCCCAACACUGGGAAGGUCGUUGCUGACUCCUUCCUUAUCGCCGAAUACCUUGAUACGACUUACCCAAGUGGAACUACCUUGUUUCCCCCCGGCACAAAGCCAUUGAUGGCAGCAUUAGAGGCCGGAGUUACAGGAAGCAUCACAAGCAUUUUCCCUUAUCAGCUCGCCACGAGCUGCUACAUCCUGAAUCCUUCCAGUGAGAAGUACUUCAGAGCCACCAGAGAGGCGACCUAUGGAAAGAAGAUUGAGGAGUUCUCUCCUGCUGGUGCCCAGCGUAACGCUGAUUGGGCCAAGGCCAAGGAAGGCCUCGUUGCUGUAGACGAGUGGCUGUCGAAGAAUGGCAGAGGGAAGUUCGUCAUGGGAAACACUGUCACGUAUGCAGACGGUAUUCUCGGAGCGUGGCUUACCUGGAUUAAAGUUACCAAUGGUGAAAGUAGCGCUUUAUGGAAGGAUUUCGCGAGCUGGCAUGGAGGAAGGUGGGGUACCUACGUUACCAACUUGCAACCCUUUGCGACAGUCUUGUAG